Molecule: messenger RNA, 1518 nt
Organism: Cyprinodon variegatus (sheepshead minnow)
Lineage: Eukaryota; Metazoa; Chordata; Actinopteri; Cyprinodontiformes; Cyprinodontidae
Product: E3 ubiquitin-protein ligase TRIM63-like
Exons: 8
Coding region: 149-1375 (408 amino acids)
Source: RefSeq, a predicted model, not a curated record
CCGUCCUGCUCUGCCGUCCUGCUCUGCCGUCCUGCUCUGCCGUCCUGCUCUGCCGUCCUGCUCUGCCGUCCUCCUCUGCCGUCCUGCUCUGCCGUCCUGCUCUGCCGUCCUGCUCUGCCGUCCUGCUCUGCCGUCCUGCUCUGCCGUCAUGGAGAGUCUGGAGAAGCAGCUCAUCUGUCCCAUCUGUCUGGAGAUGUUCACCAAGCCCGUGGUCAUCCUCCCCUGUCAGCACAACCUGUGCCGUAAGUGUGCCAACGACGUCUUCCAGGCAGCCAACCCCUACCUGUCCACCAGGAGCGGCUCCACGGUGACCUCAGGGGGGCGUUUCCGCUGCCCGUCCUGCAGACAUGAGGUGGUUCUGGACCGACACGGCGUGUACGGGCUGCAGAGGAACCUGCUGGUGGAGAACAUCAUCGACAUGUACAAACAAGGCAGCAGCAGGUACCCAGGAACUCCUGUCUGUGAGUCAGAACCGGUUCAGAGAUCCAGAACUCUGACCUGCUGCCAGAACAUCUACAGGAAAAGAAGGCCUGAUGUUCUGGCAGAAGAUGAGGGUGAAAGGUCAGAGACAUGGAUGAACAAAGAGAUGAACCCAUGCGCUCUGUGUGUGCUUGCCAUGCAGGCUGAGCUGACGGACUGCAUCUCCAUGCUGGUGGGGAACAACGAGAGGAUCCAGGCCAUCAUCAGCCAGCUGGAGGAGACCUGCAGAGCCGUGGACGAGAACGGCCGGCGGCAGAAGUCAAAGGUGUGUGAGACAUUCGACCACCUGUUCACUCUGCUGGAGGAGAAGAAAGCCGAGAUGACGGUCAGGAUCAACAGCGAGCAGGAGGAGAAGCUGGACUACAUCCGCAGCCUGAACAGGAAGUAUGGAGAACAUCUGGAGGGAACUGCCAAGCUGGUGGAGACGGCCAUCCAGACCAUGGAGGAGCCAGAGAUGGCCGUUUUCCUUCAGACAGCCAAGCCUCUGCUGCAGAAACUGCUCACGUCCACAGACACGUCUCACCUGGACCAGGUCCAGCCCGGCUACGAGGACAUGGGCCACUUCACCGUGAACUUUGAUCUGCAGCGGCGGGCGCUGGCCGAGGUCGACUUCAUCAAAGGCGAUGAAGACGACGAUGACAGCGAGGAGGAGGUGGAGGCAGGAGGACCCAGACCGGGAUCCUCCGAGUCACAGCCACAAGCCACGCCGGUGCCGCCCCUAGCCACGCCUCUUCAGAGAGCCCCAGAUCCCCUCCCACCGCCACCACCCACUCAAGCCCCACCCCCACUGCCUCCCCCCACCACCAGCUCCGCCCCUCAGACGGAUCAGCAGAGCGAGUCGGACCCAGAUGGACCCAAACACGUCUUCUCCUUCAGCUGGCUCAACAACAAGUAGGAGAACCAGGAGGUUCCUGAGGAACCCUGGAGAACCUGGAUCAGUCAGAACUGGACCUGCUGCUUUGUUUAGGUUAGAGGCAGCAGAACCAGAAGGUUCUGAAGAACUUCAGAGGAACCUGGGUCACCAUGUUGUUACAGUGA